CGCAUUCGAUUGUGAGUCUCAGUUGAGCCGGUCAAGUGUGUGGACGUAUUUUGUGUUUAUAUAAAAAAUGGCGAAAUUUUUCAUUGCUGCAUUUCUCUUUGUAGCGGCGUGCGCGCAGUUGUCUUUCGCUGCUACCAUAGCCGAAUCAAUCGACGGCGACCUGCGUGAAAAUUUGAGUGCUUACAACAAGAUCCUUCCCGAUGUUGAUGCUGCAUACAAAGCCGAUUUGGAGAAAUUGAUCGGCCAGACCGAGGCUGCGCUUAAGGAGACCGACCACAAGGAAAAAACCAGGAUUUUGGAUGGCCUGCACGGCUCUUUCCCCGAAGAUUUCAAUAAAUAUUUAAGCAAGAAAUUGCAGGAACUGAACAUUGAUGCUGAAGUAGAGCGCUCGCUCGAAUUCUACAAGGCUCUGUUGGAAAAGGCCGAAUCUAAUGAUUUUAAGCCAGAUAUUGAAAAGGCCAUUGAAACCUUGAACGCCAUCACGAAGGAGGCUGAUGCCGCUAAGAAGGUCGAAAGUUACUCAAAAUUUACAAAGGACCUCAGUGCCAGUUUCCAGGAGUUCUUGAAGAAGCAAAACUUGCCUCAGAUCGAAAAGGGUUUGAGCGGUGCGAUCAAAUUCUUCGAUGGCUUGCUAGCCGAGUCUGAUGUGCAAUACAAGGAGGAGAUCGCCGCUUUGAAGACACAGGCUGAAGCAGGUUUGGCUGCCGCCACCUUGGAAGAGAAGCAAAAGGUUUACUACGAAAUCACCAACCCCGCCAACAAGGAGCUCUUCAACUACUUGAAGGAGAAGUACGUUGAGAAGCAUUAAAUGGCUGUGUGAGUUAUGAGUUUUGUAAGCAAUGAUUAUUUGUAAGUAUAAAUGUACUCAUAAAUAUAGUUUAUUGCAAUGUUGUUGAAUGUGCGACCAAUAAAGGGACUAAUGCAUUGGCGCUCGUGUGAAAAUAAAAAUAGCGAAAAAUUGAA
Messenger RNA from Anastrepha ludens (Mexican fruit fly), 963 nucleotides. RefSeq lists its product as uncharacterized. Lineage: Eukaryota; Metazoa; Arthropoda; Insecta; Diptera; Tephritidae. The coding region runs from base 68 to 808 and encodes 246 amino acids. The transcript has 2 exons. The record is from RefSeq and is a predicted model, not a curated record.